AUGCAGCAGCCCCUAAACUACCCGUACCCCCAAAUCUACUGGGUGGACAGCAGGGCCCCCUCCCCUUGGACUUCUCCAGGGACAGUCCUCCCCUGUCCCUCCUCGGUGCCUAGAAGACCUGGCCAGAGGAGGCCACCGCCACCGCCGCCACCACCACCACCACCACCACCGCCACUGCCACCCCUGCCUCCACUGCCACUGACACCUCUGAAGAAGAGCAGGGACCACAACACAGGCCUGUGUCUCCUUGUGAUGUUUUUCAUGAUCCUGGUGGCCCUGGUUGUGCUGGGGCUGGGGAUGUUUCAGCUGUUCCACCUGCAGAAGGAGCUGGCCGAGCUCAGAGAGUCCUCCAGCCAAAGGCAUAUUGAAUCAUCUUUGGAGAAGCAAAUAGGUCACCCCAAUCCAAGCUCUGAAAAAGGGGAGCAGAGGAAAGUGGCCCAUUUGACAGGCAAGCCCAACUCAAGAUCCAUCCCUCUGGAAUGGGAAGACACCUAUGGAAUUGCCCUGGUCUCUGGGGUGAAGUAUAAGAAGAGCAGCCUCGUGAUCAAUGACACUGGGCUGUACUUCGUGUAUUCCAAAGUGUACUUCCGGGGUCAGUCCUGCAAGAAACAGCCCCUGAAUCACAAGGUCUAUAUGAGGAACUUGAAGUAUCCCCAGGACCUGGUGCUGAUGGAGGAGAAGAUGAUGGACUACUGCACUACCGGCCAGAUGUGGGCCCGUAGCAGCUACCUGGGCGCGGUGUUCAAUCUCACCAGUGCUGACCAUUUAUAUGUUAAUGUGUCUGAGUACUCUCUGGUGAAUUUUGAAGAGUCUAAGACAUUUUUUGGCUUAUAUAAGCUCUAAGAGCACUUUGGGGUUCUCUCCAUUGUGGCUCCUUGAUACAGGCACUGAGAAUGUUGUCUUGAAGGAGGGUCUUCUUAAGCCCACUUGAGGUCAAGUGAGAAGACAUAAACCAAGAGGAUUCUGAGACCAGAGUCCAGCAGGUCUACGGUUCCCCAUCUCGCCCAAGGUCCAUGAGCCAGACAGGAUGAGGAAAAUAGCUGGUGAACAUAACACUCUGGGCUGCAUGUCAAAAUGCAAGAUGGGCUAAAGCAGCUACCGGGGUGUUCUACACUCAGCUUCAGAGGCCAAGAGUGUUUGGGCACAUUGCAAAGGACACCUUCUAACUCACCUCUUGCGGUGGGUCUACUGUCUACCUCAGGGAGGCUGUCUUUCAGGUGUAAGGGAUGGAAGAAGGUGACUAAGCUCAAGAGACUGAAAGGCCGGUGUCCCAGUGGCAGCAUUUUUACUUCUCAAGCCAUAGCCUGAGCUCCCAGGUGAUGCAAAUAGAAAAGCUAGGGAUAUCUGUGGGGGAUGCAGUCCAUUCCCUAUACAGCAUGUAUGUUUCCAAAGCAAUUGUAGGUGUGUGUGUGUGUGUGUGUGUGUGUG
Molecule: messenger RNA, 1428 nt
Organism: Myotis lucifugus (little brown bat)
Lineage: Eukaryota; Metazoa; Chordata; Mammalia; Chiroptera; Vespertilionidae
Gene: FASLG
Product: Fas ligand
Exons: 4
Coding region: 1-843 (280 amino acids)
Biological process (GO): extrinsic apoptotic signaling pathway via death domain receptors; positive regulation of canonical NF-kappaB signal transduction; immune response
Cellular component (GO): membrane
Molecular function (GO): tumor necrosis factor receptor binding
Source: RefSeq, a predicted model, not a curated record